AUGUCCACGGCGUCCGACGUGCCGGAGGCUUCCGGGGCUCUGGACAAUGGAGAACCUAGCACUUCUGGGCCGGAGCAGAGGCAUGCGCUGGGCGGAAAGAAGUACACCCGUCUGGAGCUGCCCACCCCGGAGCAGAUGGCCGGCCAAGAGGCAAUGAAUAACUGCGCCGUGCGCACCGUGCUGUCCGCUGUGAUGGGCGCGGGGCUCGGUGCCAUGUUUGGGCUGUUCAUGGGCACCAUGGAUGGCGCGGGUCUAGGCAUAGAUGGGAGGCUGGCGACGGAAAAUCAGAAGCAGAAUGUGCGCCAGAUCAUGAAGGACAUGGUUCGCAACACUAGCUCCAAGAGCUGGUCCUAUGCCAAGGGCUUCAGUGCCAUGGGCGCUCUGUUUGCCGGGAGCGAGUGCGUGAUCGAAAAGAUGCGCGCCAAGCACGACAGGUACAACUCGGUCUACGCAGGGUGUACCGCGGGCGCAGUGCUGGCACAUAGCGGCGGACCCAAGGCCAUGGCCCUGGGGUGCGGCACCUUUGCGGCCUUCUCUGCAGCGAUAGAUCACUUCAUGGACCAUUGA
Molecule: messenger RNA, 567 nt
Organism: Auxenochlorella protothecoides
Lineage: Eukaryota; Viridiplantae; Chlorophyta; Trebouxiophyceae; Chlorellales; Chlorellaceae
Product: Mitochondrial import inner membrane translocase subunit tim-22
Exons: 3
Coding region: 1-567 (188 amino acids)
Biological process (GO): protein insertion into mitochondrial inner membrane
Cellular component (GO): TIM22 mitochondrial import inner membrane insertion complex
Molecular function (GO): transmembrane protein transporter activity
Source: RefSeq, a predicted model, not a curated record